UUCAAUAUGGGAUCUUCAAAAAGUUUUACAUACCGUAAAAGAUUUAGUUUUCAAAGUCAUAGACAAUAGUCAGUCAUAGUAGUCCUCCCUAAGUUUGGUAAAAUGAAAACUUCAGACGAGGACUACGCUGCCGAAUUGCAACAAAAGUUUGAUGAAGAAGAUAGAAGGCAGAAGAAGAUGGAGGAACAAGACAAGAAGCUAGCAUUGGCCCUUUCAUUAGGUCAUGAAAUAUCUGGGUCAGAGGAUGAGGAUGUUUCCUGUCAAGUCAAAAAGAAAUAUAAUUCUCCAAGAACUCCUAAAACUAGGUCAACUUUGGAGAUAUCUGACUCAGAUUCUGAUCUUGAAGAAGCAUCUUCAAGUGGAGUAAAUGUAAAAAACUCACCAAGAACUAAUGACAAGAAUGCGUUGAACAAGCGGUCUAGUAGUAGUCCUAAUAAAUCACUUCUCCAAGGUUCUUAUAAAAUCCCAAAGAAGAACAAAUCGAGUGAUGAUUCCCAAAGGAAGAGAUCUGAUAGUAAAGGUAUGCAUGGUAAUUGUAAGAAAUCACAGAUAGACGAAAGGAAUAUAACAGAUCCACGACCUCACUGCCAGUACGGAAGAAAAUGCUAUCGAAAAAAUCCAUUUCAUCGCCAGGAAUUUUACCACACAGAUUCCAGCGAUGAAGAAACUAACCACACAAGAUCAAAGAAAAGAAAGAAAGAUGAUGUUGAACAAGGAGAAUCAUCAAAGAAGAGGAAAAAAGAAGUAAAUGACAAACACUCAACAGUUCUUGAUGUCAUAGAUGCUGCAACACCAUUGUCAUUCUUUAUGACCAAAGUCACAGGAAUUGCUUCAAAAUAUAACAAUACAGCUGUACAUAUAUCAGAACUGCUGUCCCCAGCAAUGGGUGAUCUUGAGGCAUCGGUGCAAUUUAAUUACAUGCAUGAUAUUCCAUGGCUAAUGCAGCAAUACCAUCCAAAAUUCAGGUCUAAGCCCCUGCUUUUGGUGCAUGGAGAGCAACGAGACAGCAAGAAUGCCCUUCACGAAGAGGCUUCAAAUUACCCAAAUAUUAGGCUCUGCCAGGCUAGGCUAGAGAUCAUGUAUGGCACACACCAUAGUAAAAUGAUGAUUCUGUUGUACAAAGAUGGACUGCGUGUUGUGAUACACACAGCAAACCUAAUCCAUUCAGACUGGCAUCAAAAAUCGCAAGGAGUUUGGAUCAGCCCACUUUUUCCAAAGCUAAGUCACAAAUCACCUACUCCACAAAUGGGAAACUCUGCAACAAAUUUUAAAGUUGACUUACUAGAAUACAUUGCAGCCUAUAAGACCAAGGGCCUAUCAGAAUGGCAGGGACAUCUAUUACAGCAUGACAUGACAGAAGCAAGAGUUCAUAUUAUUGCAUCUGUGCCAGGUCGGCAUCAAGGAGAGAGCAAAAUGAAGUGGGGACAUAUGAAAAUGAGAAAGAUAUUGAAAGAUCAUGCAGAUGGUCAAGCUAAGAACUGGUCUGUAAUUGGUCAGUUUUCCAGUGUAGGCUCAUUGGGUCCAGAUAAAAAUAAAUGGUUAUGUGCCGAAUGGCUAGGAAGCUUAAGUACAACUCCAAGUGGAAGGACUUCAAAUCCAUCUCUUCUUAAGCUGAUAUUUCCGUCAGUUGACAAUGUCCGUUUAAGCCUAGAGGGUUACCCUGCUGGGGCCUCUCUACCUUACAGUGCAAGAACUGCUGUUAAACAGCAGUAUUUUAAUGAGUUUUUACAUCAGUGGUGUGCCACCAAGAGAGGGCGCUCCAGGGCAAGUCCACAUAUCAAGACAUAUGCCAGGGUCUCUCCAGACCAUACUAAAAUUUCUUGGUUUGUAGUCACUAGUGCUAAUUUAUCGAAAGCAGCGUGGGGAGCUCUGGAAAAGAAAGAAGCUCAGUUAAUGAUUCGAUCUUAUGAAAUUGGUGUACUCUUUUUACCAAAACAUUAUAAUCCAAGUGGUGAUGGGUAUUUUACAGUUGAAGAUUCUGAAAGUGGAGCUAAAAGGCUAAGCUUUCCUCUGCCUUGGGAUUUACCUCUGAUGCCAUAUCAAGCAAAAGAUUCGCCAUGGGUAUGGGAUGUUCCACAUACUGAGAAGCCGGAUUCUAAUGGAAAUGCAUGGGUGCCAUCCUAAUUACCUAUUCCGGAAAAAUUGUUUGCCAAGUUCGUUCAGAUCCAAUAUUACGAUCACAUUUUACUUAAUUUGAAUAAGCCUAAAACCAACAGGCUUGAGUGCACUAUGGUGUUAAAGUGUUGUGUUCAAGGUUGUAUUAGUUGGGUGUAUCUAGGCCUACUGUAAGCUAGCCUUCUGUAUGAGACUGAAUUUAGGGGAUGAAGGCCAUGCUUUUAUGGGAGUGAACAUCUUCAUCGGCUUCAUUUGACUUUUACUGUACAUUCCAUCUACUGUAUAUUUUAAUAACAAUAAUAAUUUUGUCUUAUAUAGCACAUUAUGCUAAAGCCUGAAUGUGCUUAACAAUAAUAAUGAAAAUUCCAGGGGAAAAAAUUUAAGGAAAGUACUGUACACGUUAAAAAGGUGAGUUUUUAAAGCUGCCUUAAAAUCAACAAUGGAAGUUGCCCGUCGGAUUGUAAUAGGCAAAGCAUUCCAAAGACAGACAGAAGACAUGAAUUCUCAUAGUAGGUCACAGAAAUGAUAUACUUUAUUCUAUAUUCAGUAAAAUAAAGUAGCAUAAAGAUGUAUUAUUCAUCACCAACUACUGUACUUAUUUCAUUUGUAUUUCAUUAUAGUUAGUGUAUUAUUAUUAUUAUUAUUAUUAUUAUUAUUAUUAUUAUAAUUGAUCGGUUUAGGCCGAAGUACAAUGAUAUGCGAAGCAGCGAAACUUCAUCACUAUUUUAAGUGGCAUAUAUCCCUUCACAAGACAAAGAUACAAAAUGCUCUACAUAAACUAAGUCUCAUUAUGAGGAUUUGGGAUUGAAGCUAGCUAGC
Messenger RNA from Anneissia japonica, 2934 nucleotides. Its product is annotated as tyrosyl-DNA phosphodiesterase 1-like. Gene Ontology annotation, biological process: double-strand break repair; single strand break repair. Gene Ontology annotation, molecular function: double-stranded DNA binding; single-stranded DNA binding; 3'-tyrosyl-DNA phosphodiesterase activity. The transcript has 14 exons. NCBI's taxonomy places the organism in Eukaryota, Metazoa, Echinodermata, Crinoidea, Comatulida, Comatulidae. Gene Ontology annotation, cellular component: nucleus. The record is from RefSeq and is a predicted model, not a curated record. The coding region runs from base 103 to 2124 and encodes 673 amino acids.